This is a messenger RNA of Capsaspora owczarzaki ATCC 30864, 976 nucleotides long. RefSeq lists its product as hypothetical. NCBI's taxonomy places the organism in Eukaryota, Filasterea, Ministeriida, Capsasporidae. The record is from RefSeq and is a predicted model, not a curated record. Bases 5 to 874 code for a protein of 289 amino acids. The transcript has 4 exons.
CAUCAUGCUGCCGGGUUGGACGCGAUUGGCGUUGGGCAGGAUCCAGAUUGCUUCUCACGUCAUCAGGGCUCCAACCAACGGCGCGGCAUUCAGGGCAACAACCACCACCACCGCCGCCGCCCAAUGCGCACCGACCACAAGACACUACACGCAUUAUUCUAGGAGAGUGGGCGGGUCGGCUGUCCAGUUUGCGCUGCGAGGCGCGCUGCUGGGCGUCGGGAUUGUUGGUUUUGGCGCGUUCGUCGUCCAACAACACUCACAGCCGCGGCUGGUGCUUGCUCGCACCGGACUGACCACCGUAUCGCCUGCUUACAAAGUCGAGCUUCCAGCAGCGUCGGUCAUUCGGCAAAUCUACACGGGCUCGGAUGGCAUCGACACUGCUGAUUUUGCUGAUGCGUAUGCCGUUGAUGUGACUGGAGACCAAGGUCAAUUUGUGCUGGAUGCAGUUUGCGACAGCCUGUUUCAAAACGCUCCUUGGUUUGCUCGCGCGCUCAUGUCGUUGCGCAAUUUGCUCGUACGGCCGUUGGGCCUCAUCACUGCUGCAUCCAAGCCCGACGAUCAAGCCAAGUCCAAAGCAGACGAGAUAUGCGAAACAACCGGUCGAGCUCUUUCCAAGGUUGCUGGUGUGCUCGUGUACAACAAGAUAUCCGAGAAUGAACUGCUGACAGGUUUGGAUGACACGCACAUGGAUUUCCGGUCUACAAUUCUUCUCGAGCGAGAUUCACAAGGCCGUUGCACACGUGUGAUUGUGAGCACCAAGACAAAGUGCAAAAACACGCUCGGCCAGCUCUAUAUGAUUGUGAUUCGUCCCUUCCAUCAGUGGAUUGUCCCUGCUUGUCUCGAGAGUGCAACGCAAGUCUUGGCCGCACAGUAAAGCAUCUUACAGAGUUUUCCUUUGAGCUAAGCAUGACAAAAUAAAAAUGCCGCGCUUCGGCCAACUUGCAUCGUGAACCAGCACACCAAUUCGGCCAUGAUU